This is a messenger RNA of Rhodofomes roseus, 449 nucleotides long. RefSeq names its product DNA-directed RNA polymerase I kDa polypeptide. Gene Ontology annotation, molecular function: zinc ion binding; nucleic acid binding; DNA-directed RNA polymerase activity. The transcript has 5 exons. Gene Ontology annotation, cellular component: RNA polymerase I complex. NCBI's taxonomy places the organism in Eukaryota, Fungi, Basidiomycota, Agaricomycetes, Polyporales, Fomitopsidaceae. Bases 69 to 449 code for a protein of 126 amino acids. The record is from RefSeq and is a predicted model, not a curated record. Gene Ontology annotation, biological process: termination of RNA polymerase I transcription; DNA-templated transcription.
CGGUAAACUGUCUUUGCCACAUCCGAGUCCGAGUCCCCUCCAUCAACCCGCAUUCAGAACUCGCGCAUAUGCCAAGACUAGCGGAGAAGAUAGGCUCGCUGCUGUUUUGCCCGGACUGUGGCACGCUGCUCAACCUGCCGCAGGAUGAGGACAUGUAUGUCAAGUGCGAGCAGUGCGGCCAUGAAGAGCCGGCAAGCUCGUAUGAGAACAUUGAGAUCGUGACGCGCUCGCAUCCGGAUGCGUUCCCGUCACCGCUGAGACAGAAAGGCAAGACGCAGACCAAGGUCCACGAGGCAAACGAUGCGCUGCUGAAGGUUACAGAAAAGUGCCCCGAGUGUGGACACAUGGAGGCCUUUUCACGGGAGAUGCAGUUGCGCAGCGCAGACGAAGGGUCAACCAUCUUUUAUACCUGCGUGAAGUGUAAAUACGGCUGGCGUGUCAACAACUGA